Conger conger (European conger) is the source of this 2287-nucleotide messenger RNA. It is a transcript of the gene kctd12b, whose product is annotated as potassium channel tetramerisation domain containing 12b. The transcript has 2 exons. Gene Ontology annotation, molecular function: protein binding. Bases 871 to 1731 code for a protein of 286 amino acids. The record is from RefSeq and is a predicted model, not a curated record. Lineage: Eukaryota; Metazoa; Chordata; Actinopteri; Anguilliformes; Congridae. Gene Ontology annotation, biological process: protein homooligomerization; regulation of G protein-coupled receptor signaling pathway.
AGCGAAAGCAGCAUACUGUGGUAGAGGAACAACCUUGGAAAUGAUGUGGAAACAUUAUCUAUCCGAAUUGGAUCCAGAGAAAGAAUAGAAAACAAACAAACCAAAAGAACGGGAUUGAUACCUUGCCAUUUAAAUGGAUUGAACUACUCUUAUCUUGUUCUAAACGGACUGGUUGUUCCUACUCUGCGUGUGCGUAUUCUAACUAUUUUUCCAGAGAUUUUCAUUUAGCUUUAUAUCCAACGCAUUCUUACAUCACGGAUGGUAUCUGUUACGCUAUAAUCAACGAAUGCCUUUAUUGAACGUUUUUAUAUGUGUUAUUAUUGCGUUGAGGAGAAAACUAAUAUCUUAAAUAUAAAGGCAGUGAGUAAUCUUUCUUCUCUCUUUGCCAGUUUCUUUAGUGUUGUGUUGACAAGCUGAAGGCAGUUUUCAUUCUCUCCCAGCGAGGCGAGCGAUAUCACUCCACGCAUUUGGAUCGACAGUUCCAGGGUUUUUUUUUUUCUAGAUGUCACAGGCAGCUCUGCGGUGCUGGCGCAGUCUUCCGUAAGAUGGACAUUGAAUUCUUACUUCAAAGAACACAUUUAAAGUCGAGCCCGUUCUUAACAUAGAUUAAGUCAAACCGUGACAAUCUGCUAACUGAGCACAGGACGCUGGACUUUCAAAAAAGAAAUUGAUACCACUCAAACUGCUUACUCUGGCCAUAUAUCAUAAACCAGCAUAUUUAAUAGCACUGCAGUUUGGUUUGUGUUUACUCAAGUGCGCUGGCAGGUAAUGUAAGUGAGGAGAUAGAAAGUAGGCACAAAGCUCAACAAGGAAAGAGAGUGAAAAGGUGGAGAGGAGGGUCUCUCCGCCCACCUGCCUGGACUCCUUACCAUGGCUUUGCCAGAUAACUCCAGCAGUUUUCAAGGUGAGGAGCCACCUUUCCCAGAGAUUGUGGAGCUGAAUGUAGGUGGUCAGGUGUACAUUACUCGCUACUCAACGCUCACCAGCGUGCCUGAUUCUCUCCUUUGGGAGAUGUUUAGCCGGAAGACCACCAAGGGGCUCGCUCGUGACACCAAGGGCCGCUUUUUUGUGGACCGGGAUGGCUUUCUGUUCCGCUACAUCUUGGACUACAUGCGGGACCAACAGCUGGUGCUCCCUGACCACUUCCCAGAACGAGGAAGACUGCAGCGCGAGGCUGAGUUUUUUAACCUGCCAGACCUCGUCAAGCAGCUAGCGCCCAGGAUCAGCAAGCAGAACUCUCUGGGUGAUGAAGGCUGCCAGAGUGACCCCGAGGAGUCAUCUCCCAGCAACGAUGUGGCCCGUAACCUGGCCUCUCUGGGUGCAGCUGCGGCUGCGUGCGCCAGCCUGGUGCCUGGGGCCGGUGUUGAGGGCAAGCGCUCUGGCUUCAUCACCAUUGGCUACCGGGGCUCCUACACACUGGGCCGCGACAGCCAGACAGAUGCCAAGUUCCGGCGGGUGGCUCGGAUCAUGGUGUGCGGGAAGACCUCGCUGGCCAAGGAGGUCUUCGGGGAAACUCUCAACGAGAGCCGGGAUCCCGACCGUCCUCCUGAGCGCUACACCUCGCGUUACUAUCUCAAGUUCACCUUCCUGGAGCAGGCCUUCGACAAGCUGGCGGACGCCGGCUUCCACAUGGUGGCCUGCAACUCCACGGGCACCUGCGCCUUCGCCCACGAGCAGACGGACGACAAGAUCUGGACCAGCUACACGGAAUAUGUGUUCUACCGUGAGUGAGAUCAGACCUCUCCCCCCUCACCCUCCGCGUUACCCCCACUCCAGCUGCUCUCUGUGAUGGCUCUAACUUUGUAGAUAUAGAAAACUCCUGAUUCCACCCAUUCGCCUCUUCCCAACUGUCUAUCCCCUGAACAGUGCCCUUUGGUGUCCACCAGAUGCUUUUACCCUCCUUGAGUCAUCAAGUCCUGUCGUCAAGUAGACCCUGCCAUCGUCUGCCAAACCACAGCUUUCCCCAACCGCUGGAGAGACUAUGGCUCCUUUUGUAACCCCGUUUCCCCCCUGUUUAUUGUUUGGUCUCUUCAUUUAAGAACUACGCAGUAAUUGAAAGAUGUAUUCUGUGAUGUUCGGCGACAGCAUAUAAGUGUAUCUUUGGAGAAAGGGCUCCUUGCUAAGGGCUGGGUGGAAACCUGUGUAACUCUGUCAUGGUUAUGAGGGAACUGCUUGUCAGGCUCUAUUCUACCCACCCAAGAUUGCAGAGCUGAUUGAUUCCACUUUGUGGAAUAUCAACACUGCAGCACAAAGAUUAUACCAUAAUAAAGGGUUAAAUAUGAUUUCA